UUUCAGUAAUGACAACUCAUAAGCAACAAAUUCAAGAUGUUUACAACUGCCUGGGUACGGUUUCCCAUUUGCUAAAAGAAAGCCAUACCGGAGAAGAAAUAGACGAUUUUGAAGACAACUUUUACUCUCAACAAAUGCAAAAGGCUUCAGCAAAUGGAAGUAUGUUUCCAAAUACUCUUCACCAAGUGAGCAAUUUUCUUGAAAAGCUAUCUGUACAAGCAUACAACGUUCAACCAUUACUGUCUUCUGCAAAAUAUGAAAUUCUAAGUAAUGUCAGAAAUCUGAAAUCUGAAAGUGAUGGAAAAAUCAAUAGGUAUGAACAUGAAAGUGCAUUAGGGCUUAAGAAGUUGUUCAACAGUCCGAUUUCGAGCUCCACAGUAAAUCACGAUCAACCCGCAGAGCAACCAAGUGACAAGUCUACUGAUGACUCAACUGGAUAUCCGCCAUGGGCUAUCGAAGCGUUCAACAGCGAGUCUAACAUAAAAAAUGUGGGACCACCAAAUUUUCCAAUGGGGCAACUCGGUGAAAUUCUGAUUGGUGCGGACCCGGUCAUCUCACCAAGAAGACAGUUUCCCCCGCCCCACUACUUGGAGCAACUUCAACGAGAUCAUCCGCCGUUGUUUCAUCUAAACGCAUUUGACUCUCCGCCUCCAAGCCCAGGAAAUGAACUAGAAGACUAUGAUUUUAACAUGCAGAUAGACUUAAAUGGAGUCAUUCCAGCUGAUGUUCAACUGCUAGACGAAUUUCAGCAAGAGAACGACAAAACUGAGUCGAACAAUACAAUCUGUCAACUGGACCUAUGCUCAUCUUUCCAAUACCUGCUGAAGACUACAACCGAAAAUGCUCAAGACAAGCAAAACGUGCUGAAAGAAAUUCUUCAUCAUUCAGACUUGGUACUUCAUCAUGCGGCAGAUCAAUGCCCAUUUGUUUUGAAAGAGGACAUGAUUGAACUCUCUACAUGCAUCGGUCUUAUUUAUGAAUCUCUUGAAAGAAACACGGAUUUCGAGUCAUACUUGAAAGUUAGAAGCGUUGUCCAAUAUCUUGUAUCUAAAGUGAGAUCGGCUUUGAAGAAGUAUAUCUAAAUCGGAUUCCUGAUUGAGCAGUUAUCAUUUAAAUUUUUUCUUCUUUUUUCUUAUCUUUUGGUGGUUCCUAUUAUUUUUCCCAUUUUCUCUUCAAACAUGAUGAUUUUAAUUGUUUACUUUUUUAUUAGUUUCCAACUUCACGCUGUAAUCAUUGCUUCAAUCAUCAAUUCAGAUUUUCAGAACACUAUUGUAUUAAAAAUCGAUGAUUUUUAAAAGUUUCAGCAUUAUAUUUUGAUGAUCCUAAGUUCCUUAAACUUUCAAUAUGUAACACCGAUUGUUUUUUAUAAUAUCUUUUCUGUUUCCAAUUCAAUUCAAUUAUGUUCUUCUGUUUUUUUUCUUAAAGUUUAUUCAUAUUCUUUGAAAACCAUCUUAUCGGCUCUUCCACAACUCUGUUUAAUGUUCCCCGUUAAUUCUGCCCGCCAGGCUCAAAACCAUGUAGUUGUAUUCUUACCAAUUUAUAUGACUUCUGAAGUUUUACCCAUCCAUUUUCUUUCAAAUAUAUUAAAUCUUAUGUGUUUUGUUGCUCUCUUUCAAUAAAUUACGCAUCCAAACAA
Messenger RNA from Caenorhabditis elegans, 1636 nucleotides. RefSeq lists its product as uncharacterized. Lineage: Eukaryota; Metazoa; Nematoda; Chromadorea; Rhabditida; Rhabditidae. The record is from RefSeq and is marked reviewed. The coding region runs from base 9 to 1082 and encodes 357 amino acids. The transcript is spliced from 5 exons.